Molecule: messenger RNA, 1611 nt
Organism: Ziziphus jujuba (common jujube)
Lineage: Eukaryota; Viridiplantae; Streptophyta; Magnoliopsida; Rosales; Rhamnaceae
Product: tyrosine aminotransferase
Exons: 7
Coding region: 174-1433 (419 amino acids)
Biological process (GO): biosynthetic process; amino acid metabolic process
Molecular function (GO): transaminase activity; pyridoxal phosphate binding
Source: RefSeq, a predicted model, not a curated record
CAUGCAUAUAAAAGAGGUAUGGUUUUGGUCUCUAAUUGCGUACUCCACCGCUUCAAAAACCCAAAUAAAAAAAGAUCUACAUACAUAUAUUCUCCAAACACUGAGAGAAUCAAGCCCUAAUUAUUCUUUUUUUUUUUUUUUAUAUCCUUGAGUUGUUAGAGUAGUAGUAGGAGAUGGAAAAUGGUUGUGAUAAUGAGAAAUGGAAAUUCCGAGGAAACGAAGAGCUCAAUGCGGCUUCAAUCUCCGUCCGUGGUGUUCUCAAUUUGCUAAUGCAUAACAUCGACCCCCACCAUCCCCGUCCCACCAUCAUGUUGGGCCGCGGCGAUCCCACCGACUUUCCAAGUUAUCGGAUCACUCCCUCCGCCGUCGAUGCCGUGGUGGAUUGCGUCCGCUCAUUCUGCUUCAACUCUUAUUCUCCCACCGUUGGAAUUCAUUCGGCGAGAAGUGCAAUUGCAAAGUAUCUCUCCCAAGAUCUUCCAUACCAACUCUCUCCAGAUGAUGUUUAUCUAACUGCUGGUUGUACACAAGCAAUUGAAAUUGUAAUAUCAGCUCUGGCCCGUCCUGGUGCCAACAUUCUGCUACCUAGGCCUGGUUACCCACAAUAUGAAGCUCGAGCAGCUUUCGAUCGUCUUGAAGUUCGCCAUUUCGAUCUUAUCCCUGAAAGAGACUGGGAGGUGGACCUUGAUUCUGUUGAAGCUCUUGUAGAUGACAACACUGCCGCUAUUGUGAUCAUAAACCCAAGUAAUCCUUGUGGAAAUGUAUUCAAAUACCAGCAUUUGAAAAAGAUUGCAGAAACAGCGAGAAAACUUGGGAUUUUUGUGAUUUCUGAUGAAGUUUAUGGGCAUCUGGUUGUUGGGAGCAAUCCAUUCGUGCCAAUGGGAGAACUUGCUUCAAUUGUGCCUGUUCUCACACUUGGGUCUAUAUCAAAGAGAUGGCUUGUUCCUGGUUGGAGACUUGGUUGGAUUGUGACAAAUGACCCCAAUGAGAUCCUUAAGAAAACUGGGAUAGUGGAGAGCAUUAAGAACUAUCUUGACAUUUCCCCUGAUCCUGUAACCUUUAUCCAGGGAGCAAUUCCUCAGAUUCUUGAGAAAACAAACAAAGAUUUCUUUUCAAAUAUCCUUUCGAUAAUGAGAGAAACUGCAGAGAUGUUGUAUGACAGAGUUAAGGAAAUUCCAUGCCUUACUUGUCCACAAAAACCAGAAGGAUCCAUGGUUGCACUGGUCAAGCUAAACUUGUUGCUACUCGAAAACAUUAGCAGUGACUUGGACUUCUGUUUGAAGCUGGCCAAAGAGGAGUCCCUUAUUAUACUGCCAGGAGUUGCUGUUGGAUUGAAAAAUUGGCUUCGCAUUACUUUUGCUGUUGAGCCUCCUACCUUUGAAGAUGCCCUUGGAAGGCUGAAAGCAUUUUGUGAUAGGCAUGCAAUUAAGCAAUAAGUUUGUGUUGUGAGCAAAUAAAAUUGAGUGAUAUGAUGAUCUGUGACUUAGAUUGGAUCUACACUCUAGCUUAAAGCUAUUUUCACUUACUUCAUUACAAAAAAAAUGUACUUGAACCAGGUUGAACCUUAACCAGUUAAAUAAUGGAGAAAUGUGUAGCAUAUGCUACUUGUUCUUA